CGUUUUUAUCAUCAGAGUUGCAUCAGUAAAUACCGUACGUGGACAGUAAGCGGACGGAUAUAUUUUCUUAUUAUUUUUUAGUGAACCAAUUAGAAAAUUACAAAAAGAAAGAGAUUUUUUUUAAUUUCCUUGAAAAUUUAACAAUAACUCAACCAACUAUCGCUUAAGUAAAUUACAAACCACCAAUUGAAAAAAGCACAAAUUUUUCGUAAAUUAUUAGAAAAGUAAAAAAAAGUAAGUGUGUGUGUGUCAGAACCCAAGAAAAGCAUAAAAAGUGACGGAAUUUUUCCAAAAAUAAAUUUUCAUAGUUUGCCUGCGUGAAUCAUUAAAAAAAGUAAGAAUUUGUGGGGCGGUGGAAUCUACAAUCAAAAAAGUGAUAAAUAUUAGAAAAUUUCAAAAUAAAACUACAAAUAUAAAAAAGCAAAAUGUUUAGUUUCCUGAAGCGUGAAAAGACCAACCAAGAAGUGGUUGAAAAUGUUAUUGGAGAGUUGAAGAAAAUCUACAAAAGCAAACUGUUGCCUUUGGAAGAACACUAUCAAUUCCAUGACUUUCACUCGCCCAAAUUGGAAGAUCCCGAUUUUGAUGCUAAACCCAUGAUUUUGUUGGUCGGUCAAUACUCUACCGGUAAGACAACAUUUAUUCGUUACUUAUUAGAACGUGAUUUCCCUGGUAUUCGUAUUGGCCCUGAACCUACUACUGAUCGUUUUAUUGCUGUUAUGCAUGACGACAAGGAAGGCGUAAUUCCUGGUAAUGCUUUGGUCGUUGAUCCCAAGAAACAAUUCCGUCCCUUGAGCAAAUACGGCAACGCUUUCCUUAAUCGUUUCCAAUGUUCCUCUGUUAACUCUCCCGUGUUACAGGCUAUAUCAAUUGUAGAUACUCCCGGUAUUUUGUCGGGAGAGAAGCAACGCAUCGAUCGUGGUUAUGACUUCACAGGUGUUUUAGAAUGGUUUGCCGAACGUGUUGAUCGUAUUAUUCUCUUGUUCGAUGCCCACAAAUUGGACAUUUCCGAUGAAUUCCGCCGCUCAAUUGAAGCUCUUAAAGGUCAUGAUGACAAGAUUCGUAUUAUUUUAAAUAAGGCUGAUAUGAUAGAUCACCAACAAUUGAUGCGUGUAUAUGGUGCUCUUAUGUGGUCAUUGGGCAAGGUAUUGCAGACUCCUGAAGUAGCCCGCGUAUAUAUUGGUUCGUUCUGGGAUCAACCUUUGCGUUUCGAUGCCAAUCGUAGACUAUUUGAAGAUGAAGAGCAGGAUCUCUUCCGCGAUUUACAAUCACUGCCACGUAAUGCCGCUCUCCGCAAGCUUAAUGAUCUUAUCAAACGUGCUCGCCUCGCCAAGGUACACGCUUUUAUAAUUUCCGAGCUACGUAAGGAUAUGCCUUCAGUAUUCGGCAAAGAUAGUAAGAAGAAAGAUUUAAUUAAGAAUUUGGGACAAAUUUACGAUCGCAUUCAACGUGAGCAUUCAAUUUCUCCCGGUGAUUUCCCCGACAUCAAGAAAAUGCAAGAUGUUUUACAACAUCAAGACUUUACAAAAUUCCAUUCGUUGAAACCACACUUAUUGGAUAUUGUUGACAAUAUGUUGGCCAAGGAUAUUGCCAGACUAAUGGAAAUGAUUCCUCAAGAGGAGAUGACUUUGGUAUCUGAACCUAUGGUUAAAGGUGGUGCUUUCGAAGGUGUCAUUGAUGACAACGUUUCACCAUUCGGUUAUAUGAAAGGUGAGGGUAUUGAUGCUGGUUUCGGAGAACAUGAUUGGAUCUGCAGCAGGGAUAAAGAACGCACAGAUGUUAUAUUUAACAAACUAUCCCCCGUUGAUGGCAAAAUUUCGGGUCAAGCCGCUAAACAAGAACUUAUCAAAUCAAAAUUACCCAAUUCCGUGCUUAGUAAAAUUUGGAAACUUUCUGAUGUCGAUGGUGAUGGUUUCUUAGAUUCAGAUGAGUUUGCUUUAGCUCUACAUUUAAUCAAUGUUAAAUUGGAGGGCAACGAAUUGCCCAAUGUUUUGCCCGAACAUUUAGUGCCACCAUCGAAACGUUGCUAAUGCUUAAAACUAUACAAAAAAAAGCAAAAAGUGAAUAAAAAAAAUAAUCUGGUGUUUAGAAUUAUAAACCACGCUAUGUUUUCACAUUACUUCGUUUAUUUAAUUUAAUAUAUUAGUUUCUUUCUUCCUUUCUUGAAUUUGAGAAAAAAGUCAGAAUCUAUUAUAUAUUCUUCAUUGCUAAAUCAAUGCCUUUAUUUGUUGUUAUAAUAUUGAAAAAAGUUUUAUUUCUUAUUUUAUUUUGAAAUUUGUUUAUGUAAUUGUGUACAUAACAUUAGUUACAGGCUGAGUUUAAGAAUUUUGCAAAGAAUAAUUUACAUUUUAUUUUUCGAAAAAUUUAUAACAUUUUGGAAUAGAAAGCUAUCAUACAAAGAGUGUUUAAAAAACGAAAUUUAUUCUAAAUUAAAUAAUAUAACUUUUUGUAUAAAAAAGUAUACAUAUAAAUAAAAGAAUGUAACCUACUAUUAUCGUACGAGUCUGUAAAAACGUAUUUAUUUCUUAUUAAAAUUUUGCAUAUUAUUAAUAAAUAUACACACAAAUCCUAACUAAUAUUAUGAAUGAUAUAAAUAAUAAUAAAUUAAUUUACAAUUUAUUUAAGUAAUAUAUAAACACAUAUUUAAACAUUUUAUAUCUGUAUGUAUUUAAAGAAAUCGGUGUUUAUUUAAAGCCUUUUUUAAUGCAAUAGCUUAUUUAUUAUCGUUAUUAUAUCAUCACAUUAAGUAAAAGAUAAACUUGUGCAA
Molecule: messenger RNA, 2764 nt
Organism: Lucilia cuprina (Australian sheep blowfly)
Lineage: Eukaryota; Metazoa; Arthropoda; Insecta; Diptera; Calliphoridae
Gene: Past1
Product: EH domain-containing protein 3
Exons: 3
Coding region: 426-2027 (533 amino acids)
Biological process (GO): endocytosis; endosomal transport
Cellular component (GO): plasma membrane; cytoplasm
Molecular function (GO): protein binding; GTP binding; calcium ion binding
Source: RefSeq, a predicted model, not a curated record